Messenger RNA from Beta vulgaris subsp. vulgaris (sugar beet), 3676 nucleotides. RefSeq names its product WPP domain-interacting tail-anchored protein 1. The record is from RefSeq and is a predicted model, not a curated record. The coding region runs from base 1394 to 3412 and encodes 672 amino acids. The transcript has 5 exons. Lineage: Eukaryota; Viridiplantae; Streptophyta; Magnoliopsida; Caryophyllales; Amaranthaceae.
UUUGAACUUCAACUGUGUGUAAUUUCAAUGAAAUUAUGCUUCCAAAUCUAUCUAUAGCUUUAUAAUUCCCAUCAACUUGUGUUUUUUUCAGUAUUAUAUAGCGAUAUGAUUCUUGCGCAGUUUCCAAUUUUCAAUCUUGUUAAUGUAAAUUUUAUGCCUUUUUUGUUUACUGGGGUAUGAAAAAUACUAAUGAUGUCAAUUUUCUUGAAUUCUCUUGAGAUCUUUAGCAGUUAUAAUGAUGGGUAUCUUGGGUACUUUGAAGAACUUGGUUAAUAAUUGGGUAUUUGAAAAUGUGGUGGAAAUGUAAUCAACCCUCCUAUUUUUCUUGUGAUUUGCAUAAUUGAUAAUGAUGUUUUAUUGCAUCUUCAUUUUUACUGUGGAUUUUUGCAUCAUUUAUGAGGAUUGGAUUGCAAUUUGCAAAUGGGAGAUAUUUUCAUCAUUCAAUGUCAUUGAUUGGCAUAAAACUAUUGCUUGAGUUUAUGUAGUUUGGAAAUAAUAUCAUGGAAAAUUUUAUUUAGAGAUGUAGUCUGGGUUAUUGGAUCCUAAGUUUAAAUCCUCAUUCCUUAAUUGUAGCAGUUGUACCUUCUAUGAGGAGAAUGAGUAAAUAAAUAAUAAAGUUGUCAUUUGCAGCUAUAUGGACGGUAGCAAAAGUCCCGGAUUCGGGGGUUCCUAAUGUAGAACUUAGGGUGCAUUCUCUCCGCCUAAACUUCUAUGAGCUGAACUUAUUAGACCUGGUUGAUUAGCCGAAGAGAAUGCAACUUUAGUUGUGCUGAGGUUUUUGUCAUAAUCAAACUGGUUAUGCUCAUGCUUAUGUAUCUUCAUUUCCUCAACUAUUAUCUAUUGCAUUGAGGUUCCACUCUCAAGUCUCAAUACACUUUGUUAUGUAUAGUGAUCUUGAAUCUUAUUCUCUGAUGUCCCUCAUAGUUCAUUCUUUCUCCCUUUCCUCCUUGUGCGAGGAGGAGCGUGGAAGCUCAUUGCUAAUAACAAUCAAAAUUCCAAAACAAGACUUCGUUGAGAUCUCAUAUAUAUAGGCUAGUUGGUGCAAAAGCAAAACUACAAGUUAUCAAACUUGAUUAUAGCAGAAACUCUGAAAGAAUUCAUUAUCAAAUCCGGAAGAGGUCAACUGCAAGGUGUCCUUUGCCUCUUGCAUGUUAGCCCCUCACAGGUCUCACCUUUGGUAUACUGAAUCUCGUUCUUGUAAUUUGAUAGUUAUGUAGGUGAUUGUUUCCUUUUUCUGAACUUCUAUAAUUCAACUCUUUUCUUCAAACAUUUUGAUCAUAAAAGUUUCACUGUCUUGCUGUAACCCUGUUUUACAUUCUCAAGUGACCAGCAUCCUACUGAGACUUCAGACUGACAGGGAAAGCGGUUUUGAUACAAGGUCAGCGCCAUUGAGAUGGAUGCAAAAUAUGUUGAUGAUUCCACUGUUUCAGUUAUUGAGAAUGAUUCUGGUGGUGACAUUGAGGCAAUAUCAAUACAGAACGGGACAGCGGAGGAUAUAUAUUCUGAGAAAGAGGUGAUACGAGAGAUUGGGAGUGCUCUUAUUAGACUCGAAUUGGAUAUAGCUGGUUGUUCAGAGAAGCUGGUUAAUAUGAACCUACUUAUGAUGCAUGUAGCUGCAAGGGAGAGUAACUUUGAAGCAUUUACUUUGGAAAAAGAAGACACAUUGGUUGGGAAGGCAUUGGAAUUUGAUAUCUUGUCUGGUAUUUUUGAUUUAGAAGUCAGGGAGAUGGAUAGGUUCAUUGGUACACUUGAGACAGACCUUAAUAAUACUUGUGAAGUAAUUUCUUCCUACGAACACCUAGGAGAAGAUUUCUUGGCGUUGCAAGAGAAGCUGCAAGAUGCUGAAGAAUCAAUAAAACAAUCACAAGAACAAGUCUCAGAAUUAGUAAUUCAAUCUACCAAGUUCCAGAAGAUCUUAUCAAGUAUCAACCAAGGGGAAACCUCUGAUGAGGACAAGGAAGCAAUCAUCUCAAGGGAGGGUGACUAUAUUAACACAACGGCAAAGCUAGAAAUGCUAACAUCACAACAGCAUCGACAUGUACUGAGGAUGCUGGAAAAAUCGUUGGCAAGAGAACUUGAAUUGGAGAACGAGUUAAAAGAAUGUAUGCAAUCCCGGGAUGAGAUGAAAUAUAAGCUUCAUUCUUCUCAACUGGAAGUGUUAUCUGCCGAAGAGGAAACUGCUGCUGUCUACGCCCAAUUCUUGGAGGCUGACAACGCUUCAGCUGUGCUUUUGGGAAUUUCAAAAGAUUUGAUGAGUAGGCUCCAAUUAUGCCAAUUUAAAAUAAACAGUGGACUGUAUCGAGAAACUGAAAUGAACACUAGGCUCCAAGAAUGCGCGAAAGCUGUUCAAAAGUUGGAGAAAGAAAAGGCGGCUAUGCAGGAACUUGUAGCAAAAAACAACUUGGAGGCCUUGGCUUUGAAGGAGAAGGUGAGAUCCCUAGAGGAGCAAUUAAGAGAGUCAGAAUCUGCUCUGCUAAAUGGAAAUGCUUCUUUGGAUGAGAUCAAGGAGUUUGAAGAAAGAAUUUUCAUAGUUGAAAGCAGGGCUCAGAAGGCAGAGGCAGAGUCCCAGUUGCUUGCAGAAGCUAAUAAAGAACUAAAUGGGAAACUGGAUCUUCUAAAAAAUAGUGGUGUUUCUGUUCAGAAGGUUGAAACGCUUGAAAAGCAACUAAGGGAGACAGAUAUUCAGCUACAAGAGGCAACAGCAUCUGUGGAAGCAAGUCAGGAGAGGCAGAGCUUGUUGUAUUCUUCUAUCAGUGACAUGGAGAUUGUGAUUGAGAAAUUGAAGUCAAAACUUUCAGAAGCCAAUGCUCAGAUUGACAGUGCAGAAGAUAGAUGCAUUAUAUUAUCAGAGAGCCACGAAGAGCUAAAUGAAGAGCUUAAUUUUUUUAGGAGCAAAGUGGAAUCUUUGGAGGCAUCUUUGCAACAAGCAGAAGAAACAAAAUUGGCAACUGCAAAGGAUAUAAAUUUACGCUCAAAAGUGAUUACAGAUAUGGUCAUGCAACUGGCAGCUGAACGUGAAUGCCUUGACAGACAGUUAUCUUUGUUUAUGAAGGAAAAUAGAGCUCUUGUGGAUGAAUUACACAUGGCAAACAAGGUUUCAUCCAAUUCUACAAACCAUGAAGGUGGGGAAACCGAGAAAGGAGUUCUAUCUUCUGUGCAUCAUUCACCUUCAGUUGAUGACGGGAAAGGAAAUAAAGAAGAUUUUGAUGCUACAGAGGUAGCGAAGUUUCCGGAGGAUGUUUUGGACUGUGAACGCAAGUUGGAGCCACAGGAUUUGGAAUCUAAGCUUAAAACAGUUCGGACAAUUGAUGCAAGGCGACUUAGUAUCAAGUGUAUAUUCUCAGUAUGUCUGGUAGUGUUAAUUGCAGUUCUGGCGUUGUGUUUUAUUCAGCCAGAAAACUGCCUGUUCUAGUGACGAACUUAGGCACAGUAUUGCAGUCCAGUCACUGUAACUUUUAGUGAAUUUUGCAGAAGGUGGUGCAGCUGUAGAAUAUUACACAGGUUAGUUGAGAUUCUCAAACUCUUGUCAUAGUAGAUUGAUCUGCACCAUGUAUACAUAGAUCCUAUAGGUGGAAUAUUUUUGGCCAAAAUACCAUGACCCAUUUUUAUCUUUGGGAAAUGUUGACGUUUUGAUAGUACCAUUUUCACUCUGAAAAUCUGUUUGGAGCUUGAUGCA